AUGGCUUCCACUUCUCGUUUAACCUUUGCGUCGGUCUGGGGGUUUGAAAACACAGGGGUUCUUGUGAUGAAGGGACGCCUGGAAGGCCCUGUCUCCAAAGCUGCUUGCAUAUUAGCUCGCUACAUCGAGGAACAAGAAAACAAGGACCUCUUAGAUGUGCCACGGGUUUACCGGCUGGAAGUUCCAUCUGUGCUCCAUGAUCCGAUCCCCGCUCUAAACCAAAACACUGACGCCCAGGAGGGAGACCUUCUGGCCCUUGGAGCUUCACACGAGGAGGAAUUCAUUCCUCAUUCUCGAGUCACCAAGACCUGGGUUUCCUCUGAUGGUGGUGCGGGCUGCUUCGCUCUUCGGUUUCAAAGCAUACUCCCAGAGAUCUCAAAGUUGACGGGCACGGAGAUUGCCAUUGUUGAAGACAAAGGCGUCCAGGUCUCCGCAGAAAACGAGGAUGAUGUAGACGAUGCUUUGGCGAAAAUCAGUACAAUUGAGAAACCGCUGAUGUGCAUUUGCAAUCCCUGUGCUACGAACAUGGGUAUCUCGCCGGAUGACGAGUCCACUCGCUUCCAGAUGCGAUAUUACAGCAAUCUGAACCAGGCCGCCAAGCGCCGCAUACUCACUGACGCUGAUCUGAGCUCAACGUCAGGACUUUUCCAAAGCUUCGUGACGGUAGUCCUCGCCUUUGAUAGGGAAUCUCAGUUAUUCGACUUGCCCAGCAACCUCAGCAAUCCCCCGCAGGUUGGUGACGGGCCCGGUGGGGAGUCCAGGAUUUGGAGUGACUUCAUCUUCCAAGAAUUCGGGAAAGGUGAUCAGUUCAACGUGGAGACAAGCUUUGAAAGGGCUCAUUCAGACUCUAAGGGCUGUCCCGUUGAUGAGUCACCUUCACAUCGGUAUCUCUCUACUGCAAAGGCCAUGCAGAUAGACCAAUGGGUGACUGAGAGAGCUGAAAUUGAGCAAACUGAGCCGUUGCCCGAACCUGCCUCCAUGCCACAACCUGAGACUUCGUAUGAGCCUACAUCCACUACCAAUGCUAUGAAGCCACCUGGAAUCAAAUCGCGAAGGGCUGUGAAUCCGGUGCAAAACCAAUCUGCGUCCCCCUCAAAGACGGCGACAUCUAAUUGUCAGUCGCUCAAUGCCCCGGGAGAGGACAAAAGUCGAAGCCCACGAAAAAAAUGGAAAAUGAACUAUACCCCCCAGGCGCUUGAGCAAGGUCUCAUUCAGCCCAGCAAAGAAGUUGACAAGCGGGAGGGGAGCGCUCUUUGCGAUGUAGCUUCAAACAUCACUGCCACCAAGGCCUCGAGACUUCCGUCGAAUUUUGACACCACCAAGUACACCAAAACCAAGUCUAUUCCCAUUCCGUCGAACAAACCUUGGGGCAACCCCAGCCGCAGAGAAAUUAAAGCCUCGUCCACUUGGGGGACCAGAAAACCUGGGAGGCGUGACGACUUAAUUGAUACAUCCGUUCCUGCUUCCGCUGCGACCCCCAAUGCUCUGCCCCUUAUGUCCCUCGAUCAACCUGCUUUGGUCCCAGAAAAGUUGUCCGGCGACACUGUCCCCAAGCACAGCUCCGACAGUAAAGUCAUUUCAUCUGAGACCGAUCACUCGCCGAGCCUCGCUGGUCUCAAUUUUGAAACGGAUGGUUCUUCUUCUCCCGCGCCUCACAGCAUUCCAUCGAGCCAAGAAGCGGCGUCAUCCAGUACCGAUACUCAAGAGCAGGAGAAGCGACUUGGUCAGCUGAAGAAGAUUCUUCAAGACCAUAUUGUGACAGAUCGUGUCCAUGAAAUCGAUGCCUUUACUGCCCACAGGCCCAGGCCCAGGUCCAGGCCCACUCGCCAUGCCAAUCAAGUAUACGGGAAAGAAAAGCUCGAGGAAUUUGACCGCAUCCAUAGAUCAGAGAUGACACAGGUUACCGACGAAGUCGCUACCAGGAAAUACCACCACACUAUGAAGCAAAAAACUGCUAGCUUUGUUGGAAAAGCGAAAGGUAAAGCUGAGGUCAAGGCGAAAAGACAGGCCACCCUGGAAGACGCCUGGGGUUUGCUGAAAAAGCCCAUCAAAAAGACAGAUGGUACAGCGAGAAUUGAAAAGACCUCUGAAAAUCUGGCCAAAGGCGACAAAGAGUCACAGGAGAAACCAGAGAAGCCCAAGCCGCGGCGACUUCAAGCAGACGAAUUGCGUACGAACGAGGACAUCAAAAAGCUUUGUGGAGCUCUGAGGCAGACCCUGGAGGCUGCUGAAUGUUUCCCGGGUACAUUGACCCUAGAGUUACAGUUCGGCCUCUUGCUUAUUCCUUUGCUACCCAAAACUUAUAUGGAAAAGUCGGUCUCCCUUGACGAAUGGACAAGAAUUUUCCAGCCCCAAACCGGCGUUGCACCCCCAUCAACAAAGUUCAUCAGUAGACUGACGACAUCUGGAUCUGAUGCUGACCACAUUGUGGACUUGAAGACAUCCAAAGUGGAAGGCAAACGGCGCAUUUUUGAGCAAGAUGACAGCGAAUUCUGCGUUUCUUACGAAUAUCAUUGUCGAACCAAGUCUGACAAACCCAUCAUCAUCAUGGUAAAUGACCAGGGGAAACACACUCUCAAAUAUCCGACAAGCGCUCUUGGUGGAGCCAACUUGCACUUUCCCGGUCAGAUCUGGGACGCCCACUUAGGCGUGAGUGGUGGCUUUGGGUACAAAGAUGGAAGCGAUCCAGAAAUCGAGGAAGCUGCUCAGUACUUGGUCGACCAUAUCUGGGUUCCCCCGAACAGGACGCUCGUUCAGAUUUACACCCAACUCCCAGAAGGAAACAAGAUUGUCAUCGAUAAAGUUUUUAUGAAGCGUUGGACCCGUCAUCGAUACAUCCGGACUGAAGAUACCUCCCCAAAAGAUGUCGCCAACCCGGACCGGGCUUCGUCGACAGGACUGAGAUCUCGCUCUACAGCCAGUCCGGAUCCUGUGGAGACUACGAGUCAGGAUAGUCGGAACGGCGGAGUCGAAGCCAAUUCCGAUCAGGAUAUUUUCCUACAGGUGACGGAAGUUCAAAACCUCAUGAUUGGAAUCAGUGCCACGGACCCACGAGCUGUUAGAGCCCGCUGUGCAACACUGCUUAACAUGCUCAAGACAGGACGCCAGUGGUAUGAAGCUUCGUUGGUCAGCCCUGCCAUCGAGGCCAUUUUGAAAUCCAAUACCGAUCUUGAACUUGGGGAACGGACGGAUGAUUGGUGCAGUACUGAUCUUUUCGGCAAUGACGCCUCUCUUGUUUGUGAACAGCCGGCUGGCUCUGCUGAGAACCAAAUUCCCAUUCCACUAAGUCCCGUUGCAUCUGCCAUCGGUGAUGCUGGCAUCGGAAGUCUGUUUCGUCUGGCUAAGAAGAUCAUCGGCAAAAUGGACGGAGUUGGAUACUGGAAUUACAACCCCCAAGCCGACACAGACACAGUGCGCAUGCCCCCUCCCAGCUCACUCGGUAUCCCUCCUGCGGCAACCGCUCUCACCGUGGCAUCUCUCAAGAAUCUUACGGCCAAGCCUGAGCCAAAAAGCUUCAGCUUUGAAGAGUUGGAGAGCAUCAAAGAUGUCGGCAGCGCCACUAUGGAGGUUGCACUCACCAAGAAGUCCUCUCCCAUCCCUUCUACCAAACCGAUGGAAAAGAUUAACGAGGUAGACUACUGGUGA
Messenger RNA from Aspergillus steynii IBT 23096, 3645 nucleotides. RefSeq lists its product as uncharacterized. NCBI's taxonomy places the organism in Eukaryota, Fungi, Ascomycota, Eurotiomycetes, Eurotiales, Aspergillaceae. The record is from RefSeq and is a predicted model, not a curated record. The coding region runs from base 1 to 3645 and encodes 1214 amino acids. The transcript has 4 exons.